AUGAACGAUAACAUUCACGCCCCAACUGUUGCCUCUGGACCGACGUCCGGGGUCACUCCCCGCGAUCUGUCCAAACUGUCGAUGCCAGAUCUGAUGCAGGAGAAAGAACGCAUCGAGGCGGAAUUGUCAGCUCUUAGUAGCGUCCUCCAGUCGCAUGGAGUCCGCAUGACUUCGUCUCUCACAACCUUCGACGGUUUCCCCCGUGAUGAUAUUGACAUCGCGCAAGUACGCACAACGCGCGUGCGCAUUAUUCACCUACGGAACGACCACAAGGAGGUGAUGCACCUCCUCGAGAAAGGUGUCCAUGCGCAUUUCGCCAACCUACAAAAUACGCAAGACGCUGGCCCAACCACAAAUGGCACUAACGUCCCACCGGCUGUGCAAUCGUUGACAAAUAACACCGUGUUGGGGACACCGUUCGCCAAGGUCAAUAGCGUGGUUUCGGGAAGUCCAGCAGACCAAGCGGGACUGAAAGCUGGCGAUGCAAUUCGAAGUUUUGGGAAUAUAAAUUGGCUGAACCAUGAGCGCCUUGCUAAGGUAGCUCAAGUGGUCAAAGACAACGAAGGGCGGGUGGUAUUGGUCAAAGUCUCUCGGAAGACUGAUGAAACGAACACUGACACCACAGUGGACUUGGACCUCCAGCUCACCCCUCGGCAAAAUUGGGGCGGCCGUGGCCUGCUAGGAUGUCACUUGGUUCCCUUAUAA
Messenger RNA from Penicillium roqueforti, 705 nucleotides. Its product is annotated as putative 26S proteasome non-ATPase regulatory subunit Nas2. Gene Ontology annotation, cellular component: nucleus; cytoplasm. The coding region runs from base 1 to 705 and encodes 234 amino acids. The transcript is spliced from 4 exons. Gene Ontology annotation, biological process: proteasome regulatory particle assembly. Gene Ontology annotation, molecular function: protein binding. The record is from RefSeq and is a predicted model, not a curated record. Lineage: Eukaryota; Fungi; Ascomycota; Eurotiomycetes; Eurotiales; Aspergillaceae.